CCUUGGGUGGCACGAUGACGGCGAGCGCAGCGCGGCCCGACGACGGCGUCAAGGUCGUCGUCCGCGUCCGGCCGAUGAGCAGUGCCGAGAAGGCCCAGGGUAGCGCCAGCGCCGUGAGCCUCGACUCGACGACCGUCUCGCUCGGGCCCAAGACCUUUGCCUUCGACCACGUGUUUGGCCCGACCGUCGGCCACGACGACGUGUACGCCAAGAGCGCCGCGCCGCUCCUCGAUGGCUUCUUCGCCGGCUACAACGCGACGAUCUUUGCAUAUGGCCAAACCGGCUCAGGCAAGACGUACACGAUGGGCACCAACUUUGACAGCGGCGUGGCCGGCGUCAUUCCGAGCGUCAUGGCCGACGUCUUUGCCCGCGCCGCGACGCUCCUCGACACGAAGAUGACGACGACGGUGCUCAAGCUCUCGUACCUCGAGAUCCUCAACGAAGAAGUGUUUGAUCUUCUCGCGCAUGGGCCGCCCGACAGCCUGCGCAUCAGCGACGACCCGAAGAAAGGCGUCGUCGUCGUUGGCCUGUCCGAGCACACGGUCGCGUCGCUCGAAGACGUCAAGGACCUCCUUGUGCGCGGCGGCAAGCAGCGCGCGACCGCCUCGACAAGCAUGAACGACACGAGCAGCCGGUCCCACGCCAUUUGCACGCUGACCAUGCAGCAGCACCCGGCGUCCGACACGGAGCCUUCCAAGCUCUCCAAGUUUCACCUUGUCGAUCUCGCCGGCUCGGAGCGUGCCAAGAAGACGCAUGCCGAAGGCGACCGCUUCAAAGAAGGUGUGCACAUCAACAAGGCGCUGCUCGUACUCGGAAAGGUCAUUACGUGCCUCAGCGAGAAGAAGAAGGGCAAGCCUGCCUUUGCGCCGUACCGCGAAGCCAAGCUCACGCGGCUGCUGCAAGACAGCCUCGGCGGCAACAGCAAGACCGUCAUGAUCGCGUGCGUGAGCCCCGCCGACGUCAACUUUGACGAAACGACGAGUACGCUCCGGUACGCUGAGCAAGCGCGCUGCAUCCAGAACGCGGCCGUGGUCAAUCGCGAUCCUGCCGAGAGUGAGAUUGUCUAUUUGCGCCACCAAGUCGAGCUGCUCAAGCUCCAGCUGCUGCAGCAGCGUGACGUCAUGGCGAUUCCAGCGGACGUCAAGCAGCUCUACGCCGAGCUGAGCAGCCUGAAGAACCAGCUGCACCAGUUGCGACAGGCCAAGGACCAGUGGAAGGCCCUUGCGCAGGACCACGAGCACGACCCGGACGCUGUCUCGCAGGCUGUCGCCGCCGAGAUGCACGACAUGGAGAACAUUGACGGCGUCAUUGCCGAGAAGGAGGUCAUCAUGAACGCUCUGCAGUCCAAGACAUCGACCGACUCGAUCGAGGUCCGACUGCAGACGCUCCAGGCGCAGUACGCGUCGCAGGUCGAAGCGUGCGCGCACAUGACGCCGUCGCGUCAGAAGUCCAAGCUCGCGGUCGCGACGGCCGCCGAGCAAGAAGUCAAGCGGCUCCAAAAGCUGCAUGCGCAAGGUCUCCUCAAGAUCACGUCGCUGCAGCAGGAGCUCGCGAGCCUCAAGCAGAUCAAGGCGCAGCUCCAGCGACAGCUCGCGCAGGAGGCCAAGGACCAUAUGAAGGAGAAGCGCGACCAAGAGCUCAAGCUCAUGCAGCUCCAGCGCCGCGAUGUGAAGAAGGACAUGCAGCUCAAGAAGCUCGAGACGACGUUUGAGAAGCAGACGUCGCUCCUCAAGCGCAAGAACGACGAGCUCGCCAAGAUCCAAGCCAGCAAGAAGCAAAAGACGGGCAUGCACACGAGCCGUGCGAUCGCUGCUGUCGUCGACGACCAAAAGGCGCUCGUCCACGACGUGCUGGAGGUUGCGCUCACGAUCCAGGGCGCCAAAGCCGCCGUGCAAACCGAGUUUGACCAGCGAAAGGCCCUCGCGCUCGAGCUCAGCAAGCUGCCACCCGCGACCGAGAGCGACGACGACGCCGACGCCAAGCGCGUCGCGUUGGAAGCCGCGCUCGAUAUCAAAAACAAGACGAUCCGCAAGCUCCAGCAAAAGCUCGAGCUGGUCGAGAAGCGGCAGCGCGGGGCGAGCAAGCUGUGUGUGCCAGACGUUGCAAGCUGCCACAAGAUCAUCCGGAGCCUCUUUGAGGUCGCGGUCGCGUCGGCCAAGCAGAGCGACGAGCUCAAGGACAUGGAGACGCAGCUCGUCGCCGCCGAGACGCAGCUCGUGGCGCAAGCCAGCGCCGAGAACUCGGUCGCGGUCGCGUCCACACUGCAAGCCAACCGGGAGCGCGAACUCUUGGACGAGAUUGCGGCGCUGAGAGCACAGCUCGAGACCAAGCGGCGCAAGAAGUCGGGGAUGCCCAAGAACUCGUUCUUGGUCGACGACGAUGGCGGCAUUUCGACCGGCCCCGAGGUCGACGAAGACGACGACGACUCGGACUACACGGACCACCCGCGCCGAAAGGAGCUCAAGGUCUCGGAGAGUGCAGAGACGACGAGCUGUUGCCAGUGCCAAGGCAAGUGCGCCACCAAAAUGUGCGCGUGUCGGGCCCGCGGCGGCGUGUGCAACCUCGAGUGCGCCUGCAGCGCAGCCAAGUGCAGCAACCGCGGCCACGCAGAGAUUGAGAGCGGCGUCCAAGACAUUCUGGACGAGAUCCUCUCUCUCGACGCGGACAAGGAGAACGUGGUACUGGCGACGCCGCGUGUCGAGAUGGUGGCAACGAUCGUCAAGCCAACGACGCAAGGCAGUAGCAGUAAGAAGCGGUCGGGUUUGCCGGUCCGGCGCAAGGGUCUCAACGAGCCCUCGAGCGUCGUCAAGAAGAUCCCGACCAUGCGCCGGCUCUACGACGGCAACACCAACUUUGCUUCGCUGCACUCGCGCCUCAAGAACCUCGCGGGGACGGCGCCCGAAUAGUUUUAGUUAGUUUAGUAUCAUACCAUGUAAGAAUCAAUCACACCCUAGUCAUCCAUCCCA
Saprolegnia parasitica CBS 223.65 is the source of this 2966-nucleotide messenger RNA. RefSeq lists its product as hypothetical. The coding region runs from base 15 to 2906 and encodes 963 amino acids. The transcript is spliced from 7 exons. Gene Ontology annotation, molecular function: microtubule motor activity; ATP binding; microtubule binding. Gene Ontology annotation, biological process: microtubule-based movement. NCBI's taxonomy places the organism in Eukaryota, Oomycota, Saprolegniomycetes, Saprolegniales, Saprolegniaceae. The record is from RefSeq and is a predicted model, not a curated record.